UACUGUAGCAGUUUAAAAAAGUGAGUGAGUGAAUUUUUAAUAGAUUCGUCCUAAUAAAAGAAUAAAUAUUAUAGAAUGUCUUUUCCAAACAAAGAAGAUCGUAUAAAGUGCUGGAGUCGCAGGGACGAAUAUUGGCAAUGUCUUGAUGAAGGCAAAUCUCAAGCGGAAUGUAUAGAAUUUAGAAAACAAUAUGAAAAAUUCUGUCCAUCUCAAUGGGUGAAACAUUUUGAUCGUAAGCGAGAUUACUUGAAGUUCAAAGAGCAAAUAGAGACGGGGGGGUAUGUUCCUGAAGAACCAAAGGAAACAUAAAAUACUAAUCUUUCGAUUUUACUGUAUUCAUAGCAAGUCAUGAUUGAACUAUUAAUAUUUACUAUUAAACAAUUAAUUUCAUACAUUAUCCAUUCGAAUGUUUUUGGACUUUACAUUGUUAUUUUUACUUGUUGAAUUAUAAUAAAUAAGAUGCUUAA
This is a messenger RNA of Acromyrmex echinatior (Panamanian leafcutter ant), 467 nucleotides long. RefSeq names its product cytochrome c oxidase assembly factor 6 homolog. Gene Ontology annotation, biological process: respiratory chain complex IV assembly; mitochondrial ATP synthesis coupled electron transport. Gene Ontology annotation, cellular component: mitochondrion. NCBI's taxonomy places the organism in Eukaryota, Metazoa, Arthropoda, Insecta, Hymenoptera, Formicidae. The record is from RefSeq and is a predicted model, not a curated record.